AUGAUUGGAAUUAUGAAUGUACCAUGUGAAUCGCCGGCAGAAUAUUAUGCUGCUCCAAAAAAAGAAGUAAAUUCUAUAACUACAGUAGAAAAAAAUGUUGAUAAAUUUUCAUCAGUCAUAAACAAUAAGGCUUCUUCAAGUAAAAAUAAAUUAAAUAUUCCUAUUGAUGAGUCACAUAUGUUUCUUUUUGAAAAAAAGAAUAAAAAUAAAACAAUUCAAUAUUUAGCUGAUGGUAGAAAAAUUGAAAUUGGACAAAAUAAUAAGAAACCUAAUAGUCCUAAACUUUGGGAACAAUUAAUUAUGAGAACAAUAGUUCACAAAAUUGAAGAAGAAAUUCCUAGUCCUGUAGAUCAGAUUAAAAAUAUAGCAACAGAAUUUGAUAAUUUAAAUGGACAUUUAAAAAAAGAUAAUCCACUUUCUCAUUCAACAUACUCUUUGGUGUCAGAUGAUAGAGUGCGCAGUCAUUGUUCAAAAUGUAGACCAUUUAAAUUUUUAUGUAAAAGACAGCUUUCAAAAUCAUCAAAUUCAUUAAUAUCCAAUGAUAAAUGA
This is a messenger RNA of Strongyloides ratti, 549 nucleotides long. RefSeq lists its product as hypothetical. Lineage: Eukaryota; Metazoa; Nematoda; Chromadorea; Rhabditida; Strongyloididae. The coding region runs from base 1 to 549 and encodes 182 amino acids. The record is from RefSeq and is a predicted model, not a curated record. The transcript has 2 exons.